Molecule: messenger RNA, 3585 nt
Organism: Rhododendron vialii
Lineage: Eukaryota; Viridiplantae; Streptophyta; Magnoliopsida; Ericales; Ericaceae
Product: probable leucine-rich repeat receptor-like serine/threonine-protein kinase At3g14840
Exons: 24
Coding region: 376-3243 (955 amino acids)
Biological process (GO): protein phosphorylation
Molecular function (GO): protein kinase activity; protein binding; ATP binding
Source: RefSeq, a predicted model, not a curated record
UCUAAUAGUAAAUUCCAAGGGACCCGAGGAAAAACCUAGCCGCCGCCGCUUGGAGGAGGGGGGUCCCUCCUCCCCCCCUCUCCUCCCCACGGUACCCUCCUCGCCUCUCUAUCCUAUUUCCGCCUGGUUUCUCCAAGCUCCGCAGUCUGAGGAUGCGUCUCCGUUGAUAUAUGUUGGGCAUUUUCAACGUCUCCCACAGUCAGUCCAGCUCAAGGUAUUCGUCAAUCUGGUAGACAGAAAGACUAGUCUUCCAACCGUAGGGUCAGGUAUACAAGAUCCAAUAUAGGAGUAGUCUUUUUUCCCAAUAUACUGGAGUAUGUAUAUAAAUAUAAUCGCUGUGCAAUCCUAGCUCAAGCCUUCCUCUCUGAACAGAACAUGAGGAUGUUCCCACGAAAUUUUGCUCCAUUAGCUAUUGGAAUAUUAUUCGUUUUCUUCACAACUUUCGCCUCUGGAGCCACUCGUCUUCCCGCUGAUGAAGUGGAAGCAUUGAAGGUAAUUGGGAAGACAUUGGGGAAGACUGAUUGGGAUUUCAGUACUGAUCCCUGUACUUUUUUCACCAAUAACACCCAAAACAUAGAUGGUUUUGAGGAUUCGGUCACCUGUACCCCUUGCAAUGACACCGUCUGCCACAUUACUCGCAUAGCAUUAAAAGCACAGGAUCUUUCGGGCAUGCUCCCACCAGAAUUGACGAGACUCACUUACCUCGAAGAUAUUGAUCUCACUCGCAACUACAUCAACGGUACAAUCCCUCCAGAAUGGGGUUCCAUGAUGAAACUUGAAAAAAUCAAACUCCUUGGAAACCGAUUAACGGGUCCAAUCCCAAAAGAGUUGGCAAACAUCAACACGCUUACAACUAUAAACCUGGAGUUCAACCAGUUGUCAGGAUCCAUUCCUUUGGAGCUUGGGAGUCUUCCUCUCUUAGAGAUAUUGCGUUUGACUUCAAACUAUUUUACUGGGAAGCUUCCGGAAGAACUUGCAAACUUGACCACUUUGAAGGACUUUCGUAUCGGUGACAACCACUUUACUGGAAAGAUGCCAAAUUUCAUCCAAAACUGGGUAAAUCUCAACAAAUUAGUGAUUCAAGGUAGUGGUUUGGAUGGACCAAUUCCUCUUGGCAUUGGGCUUUUGACAAAUUUAUCCGAUUUGAGAAUCAGUGAUUUAAAUGGUUCCCAAGCAUCUUUUCCCCCGCUUAAUAAUUUGACAAGCCUGAAGACAUUGAUUUUGAGGAGUUGCAAUAUUAUUGGACCGUUACCUCAAUACCUUGGAACUAUGACAAACUUGAAAAUACUAUUAGACCUGAGCUUCAACUACCUAAGCGGGGACAUUCCGAGCACUUUUGCUAGUCUGUCAUCAAUCUAUAAUAUGUAUUUAACUGGGAACUUGCUAAGUGGACCUGUGCCUCAUUGGAUGCUGGAAACUUCAAAUUACAUUGAUCUUUCAUAUAACAACUUUAGCUUUGGGACGUCCCAAGAUUGCCAACAGAGGAAUAAGAACUUGUUUGGAAGCUCUUCAAAGGGUAAUUUGUCUGGAAAUGUCUCCUGUUUGAGCUUGAGAAGCUUUCGUUGCGAACGAAAUUGGUCUUCAUUUUACAUAAAUUGUGGUGGUAAAGAAGUAUCUCUUGGUGGAAAUAUGACGUAUGAAUCUGAUGGAGAUCCAGCUAGGCCUUCAAAGUUCUACCAAAGUAAAACCAACUGGGCGUUUAGUAGCACUGGCAACUUCUUGGACAAUGAUCACAACCGAGAUUCUGUUAAGUCGUCACUGCUACCAACAAUUUCUGUGAAAGAAACGCCAUUGUACGUGGAUGCACGGAUUUCGCCCAUAUCACUGACGUAUUAUGGGUUCUGCCUGGUAAAUGGAAGCUACACUGUAAACCUUCAUUUUGCAGAAAUUAUGUUUAAUGAUGGCAGUGCAUAUAGCAGCCUGGGAAGACGCAUAUUUGAUAUUUACAUUCAGGGAAAGCUGGAGCAGAAGGAUUUUAACAUAGCAGAUGAAGCAGGUGGCAUUGGCCAGGCAAUCAUAAAAAAUUAUACUGCAGUAGUGACUCAUGGUACACUGGAGAUCCGCUUGUAUUGGGCCGGAAAAGGGACAACCGGUAUCCCCACUAGAGGAGUUUAUGGUCCUCUCAUUUCAGCUAUUUCUGUGAACAAGCUUGAUUAUGUACCGCCACCAAAACAUACAAAAAGAAUAUCUGCAGGCAUUGUGGUUGGGAUCGUGGCUGCAGUAGCCUUUGCUAUCAUCCUGCUUCUCAGUACUUUUUGGUGGAGAGGCUUUCUAAACCGCAAAGACAACAUGGAACAAGAUCUGAAGGGUCUAGACUUGCAGACUGGUUCAUUUGCCUUGAGGCAAAUUAAAGCUGCCACAAAUAAUUUUGAUGAUGCUAACAAGAUUGGAGAAGGGGGUUUCGGUUCUGUAUAUAAGGGACUUCUAUCAGAUGGCACUGUAAUUGCUGUAAAGCAGCUGUCUUCCAAAUCGAAGCAAGGAAAUCGGGAGUUUGUGAAUGAAAUAGGAAUGAUUUCUGCUUUGCAGCACUCUCAUCUUGUAAAACUAUAUGGAUGUUGUAUCGAGGGAAAUCAAUUGUUGCUGGUAUACGAGUACAUGGAAAACAACAGUCUUGCUCGUGCUUUGUUUGGCCCAGAAGGAUGCCAGUUGCAAUUGGAUUGGUUGACAAGGUACAAGAUCUGCAUUGGCAUAGCUAGGGGUUUGGCUUAUCUCCAUGAAGAAGCAAGACUUAAGAUUGUCCACAGAGAUAUCAAGGCCACUAAUGUGCUGCUUGAUAAGAAUCUUAACGCAAAGAUUUCUGAUUUUGGUCUGGCCAAACUUGAUGAAGAGGACAAUACCCACAUCAGCACCAGAAUUGCUGGAACCUACGGAUAUAUGGCACCUGAAUAUGCUAUGCGUGGUUACUUGACUGACAAAGCAGACGUUUAUAGCUUCGGAAUAGUCGCAUUAGAGAUUGUUAGUGGGAGAAGCAUCACUGGUUACAUAGCACAAGAGGACUGUUUAUAUCUUCUUGAUUGGGCACUAGUCUUGAAGAAGAAGGGGAAUUUGAUGGAGCUAGUGGAUCCUAGGUUGGGUUCAGACUUCAACAAAAUAGAGGCAACGGUGAUGAUGAAUGUAGCUCUUCUGUGCGCCAACACGUCACCAGCAGUUAGGCCUGCUAUGUCUUUGGUUGUUAGCAUGCUUGAAGCAAGAACUGUCCCCGAGUCAUUGUUGGUUCCCGAUCCAGAUGCCUACUAUCAGUAAAUGAACCUGAAGGCAAUGAUGAUUGUGCUUCCAAAAAGCUUUUAUAUUGAUACAAGUGAUGGCCAAAUUCAGAGUACGUCAGAACACUGAUGGACCCUGCACUUCUUCUUCACCUCUACGUACCUUCUCAAUUGAGAUUCAGACAUUUGGGAGACAGAUUAGAUAGGUGGUGCAUGUUGGCCUUAUCGGGUUUUUUCACUUCGUACGUUUUCCUUCUACAAUUUUAUCUCUCGGGAUUUGUUUGUUAAUUACACAGGUUUGAUCACUUGAAUAAAUUGAAUGUUGAGCAUGUAACACAAUGUGUGGUUUUGUAAUAUAUAAUCUAUAAGGAUUUGCGAGCAA